GCGAAAGGCAUUCUGGCACUCCAGAUUGAAUUUACGAACACACCCAUUGAUUUCGCGCCAAACAACAUUUAUCCACGCGCGAGUUUGUGCUCGGUAAACAUAUACAUAUACUAAAGCCUGAGUUAGCUAGGCCCUAUUCAUAUUAAUUUCAUUCCGGUGUAGGUCCCUCCACAAGAAUGGAAUCAAACAUGUCUGAACAGUUCGUUGAAGUUGACAAUUUCGGGGUCGAGUUGUUGGAAAAUAUUGAUAUGAGGAUGGAACCUCAACACAGCCAUGAGGAAGUCAGCAGCCAGGAGGUUUUAAUCCUCAUUGAAAGGGUGAUUCUAGAGAUAGUCACCAGUCUGUCCAAAGAUGAAGCUCCAGUUUUGGUCCUACCCAAGCGAUCCAGCUGGGCCAAUGUAAGUUUUGACAAUGCCGUUGGCCUUCAAAUGACUUCUGGCAGUUCUGUCACCACAGUUCGGAGCGACUGUUCCUCGUCUGUCACUAAAUUUGGGCACAUUCUCAAGGUUCUAUCCACCAUCUACAAACUUGUGCAGAGCAACACAUAUGCUACAAAAAGGGACAUCUAUUACAACGACACACAGCUUUAUGGUUCACAGAGGACUGUCGAUUCCAUUGUGGAUGACAUCUCCUGCAUGCUCAAGGUUCCACGCAGAAGACUACAUGUGCUAGCCACGUCCAAGGGCUUCAUCUCAGGUGAUCUGUGUUACCUGGAGGAGGACAGCACCAAGGUGGACUGCCACUCUAACUCCACUGCUACUCCAGUUUCUUCUAAUGUUGGCGGAAUCAGGAACAUUGUGUCAUCUGCUAAGUUUGUUUUGAUAGUGGAGAAGGACGCCACCUUCCAGAAACUGCUUGAUGAUGACUUUUGCACCAAGCUAUCUCCUUGCAUCAUGAUCACAGGUAAAGGUGUCCCAGAUGUGAACAGCAGGCUGAUGGUGAGAAAGCUUUGGGACACCCUGCACAUCCCUAUAUUUGCUCUGGUGGAUGCUGACCCUUAUGGGAUUGAGAUCAUGUGCAUCUACAAGUAUGGAUCAGUGGCCAUGUCGUUUGAGGCCCACAGUCUGACCGUCCCCAGCAUUAUGUGGCUAGGCCUCCUCCCCUCUGACCUCCAGAGAUUGAGAGUACCUGAGGAUGCUCUGAUCCCCCUCACACAGAGAGACCAGAGUAAACUGACCAGCCUGCUGAAGAGACCCUACCUGGCCUGCCAACCUGCCUGGCAGAGAGAGAUGGAAAUGAUGCAUCGGAGCAAGGUGAAAGCUGAGAUCCAGUCACUGGCGUCCAUAGCCCCUGAUUACCUCAGCCGUGUCUACCUACCCAAUAAGCUGCGCUACGGCGGCUGGAUAUGAUCACACACUGCCCCUCUGUGGACGGUGGGAUGUGGGAUUUGAUUUGGCUGGAUUCAAGCACUCAUGUAUGGAUGUGGUACAGUUGCAGUGUCUGUCUGCAUAUUUUACAUUGACAUUUUAGUCAUUUUAGCAGACGCUCUUAUCCAGUUACCCAAUCCUGUCUGUCACACAGUGACCUGAAUGUAAAAUUGUACAUCACAUUUUUAUAUUAUUGAUUAUUUUACGUCAUUAUAUUAUAUGACGUGUAUAUUUAACUCAAUUAUUCCAGAUUAGAGUAUCAAUCCACCUGAAAUGGCCAAUUGACUGUGAUUGACUGUGUCCUUGAUGGUAAUGUACCUGUGGAUACUAAAAAUGUAAAUUUUCUGCCACUUGUAUUAAAUCAAAUCAAAUCAA
This is a messenger RNA of Coregonus clupeaformis (lake whitefish), 1742 nucleotides long. RefSeq names its product SPO11 initiator of meiotic double stranded breaks (gene spo11). Lineage: Eukaryota; Metazoa; Chordata; Actinopteri; Salmoniformes; Salmonidae. The transcript is spliced from 13 exons. Gene Ontology annotation, biological process: meiotic DNA double-strand break processing; meiotic DNA double-strand break formation; reciprocal meiotic recombination. Gene Ontology annotation, molecular function: DNA binding; DNA topoisomerase type II (double strand cut, ATP-hydrolyzing) activity; ATP binding. Bases 177 to 1349 code for a protein of 390 amino acids. Gene Ontology annotation, cellular component: nuclear chromosome. The record is from RefSeq and is a predicted model, not a curated record.